Molecule: messenger RNA, 3454 nt
Organism: Caenorhabditis angaria
Lineage: Eukaryota; Metazoa; Nematoda; Chromadorea; Rhabditida; Rhabditidae
Source: the annotation of a GenBank genome assembly
AUGAUGAUGAUGAUGUAUUUUCACUACAGAAUCGGUGAGCCGAUUCUAUUCCGCGAAUGGUUGCCACAAAAUCUUCUCGCCUACAUUUUUUCAUGUUUCGGCAUAUUUUUGAUCGCUUUCGGGCUGGAAGUGCUGAAAUUUGUGAGAUCUCGAUUUUUGGCGCCAAAAAUCGCGCAAAAAUCGGCGACGGCGGAGUGUUGUUGUUCGAAUAAUGAGGGGAUUUGGGAGAUUCCCGAGACACGACCUUUGAAAUUUGACAAUCAGGAGGAUUCUAUUGUGCCGUGAGUUACUGUAGGGGUACUGUAGAUUUUUCGCGUGAAAAUUUGGAGCAUUUUGAGAUCAAAUAUGACUAUGGGGUACUGUAGAUGGUGGUUUUAGGGGGAAAAUUUCAGAUUUUCAGGCUGAAAUAUUGUUCUAGAUCCAAAUUUUGCGCUGAAAAUCAUGGAAAUCCUAAUUUUCAGCAAUUUUCAGAUAUUCCACAAUUUUCAGCACAAAAUUUCAGCCGGGAAACACUUUUGUUUGAAAAUUUUUGAAAAAAAGUCAAUUUCAGGUCAAAUUUUCCCCAAAUAAUGUUCUAGACCGAAAUUUUGUGCUGAAAAUCAUGGAUGACCUAAUUUUCAGCAAUUUUCAGAAAUUUCAAGAUUUUCAGCACAAAAUUUCAGCCAGCAAACUUUUUUAGCUGAAAAUUGUUGAAAAAAAUCAAUUUCAGGUCAAAUUUUCCCAAAAUAAUGUUCUAGACCCAAAUUUUGUGCUGAAAAUCAUGGAAAAUCUGAAAAUCGCCGAAAAUCAAGAUUUCCACGAUUUUCAGCACAAAAUUCUGGUCUAGAACGUUUUUAUAAUGGAAGAUUUGACCUGAAAUUAAUUUUUUUCAAAAAUUUCAACAAAAAAAGUUUCCCGCCUGAAAUUUUGCGCUGAAAAUCGUGGAAAACCUGAAAAUUGCUGAAAAUGAGGAUUUUCACGAUUUUCAGCACAAAAUUUCAGCCGGGAAAUGAUUUUGGUUGAAAAUUUUUGAAAAAAAUCAAUUUCAGGUCAAAUUUUCCCCAAAUAAUGUUCUAGAUCCAAUUUUUGCGCUGAAAAUCAUGAAAAACCUAAUUUUCAGCGAUUUUCAGAUAUUCCACGAUUUUCAGCACAAAAUUUGGGUCUAGAACAUUUUUAGAAGGGAAGAUUUGACCUGAAAUUAAUUUUUUUUUAAAUUUCAAUAAAAAAAGUUUCCCGCCUGAAAUUUUGCGCUGAAAAUCGUGGAAAACCUGAAAAUUGCUGAAAAUGAGGAUUUUCACGAUUUUCAGCACAAAAUUUCAGCCGGGAAAUGAUUUUGGUUGAAAAUUUUUGAAAAAAAUCAAUUUCAGGUCAAAUUUUCCCCAAAUAAUGUUCUAGAUCCAAAUUUUGCGCUGAAAAUCAUGGAAAACCGCAUUUUCAGCAAUUUUCAGAUAUUCCACAAUUUUCAGCACGAAAUUUGAGCCCAGAAACGUUUUUUGCUGAAUUUUUUUGAAAAAAAUCAAUUUCAGGUCAAAUUUUUCCCAAAUAAUGUUCUAGAUCCAAAUUUUGCGCUGAAAAUCAUGGAAAUCCGCAUUUUCAGCAAAUUUCAAAUAUUCCACAAUUUUUAGCACGAAAUUUGAGCCCAGAAACGUUUUUUGCUGAAUUUUUUUGAAAAAAAAAUCAAUUUCAGGUCAAAUUUUUCCCAAAUAAUGUUCUAGAUCCAAAUUUUGCGCUGAAAAUCAUGGAAAACCGCAUUUUCAGCAAUUUUCAGAUAUUCCACAAUUUUCAGCACGAAAUUUGAGCCCAGAAACGUUUUUUGCUGAAUUUUUUGAAAAAAAUCAAUUUCAGGUCAAAUUUUUCCCAAAUAAUGUUCUAGAUCCAAAUUUUGCGCUGAAAAUCAUGGAAAACCGCAUUUUCAGCAAAUUUCAAAUAUUCCACAAUUUUUAGCACGAAAUUUGAGCCCAGAAACGUUUUUUGCUGAAUUUUUUUGAAAAAAUCAAUUUCAGGUCAAAUUUUUCCCAAAUAAUGUUCUAGAUCCAAAUUUUGCGCUGAAAAUCAUGGAAAUCCGCAUUUUCAGCAAAUUUCAAAUAUUCCACAAUUUUCAGCACGAAAUUUGAGCCCAGAAACGUUUUUUGCUGAAUUUUUUGAAAAAAAUCAAUUUCAGGUCAAAUUUUUCCCAAAUAAUGUUCUAGAUCCAAAUUUUGCGCUGAAAAUCAUGGAAAUCCGCAUUUUCAGCAAAUUUCAAAUAUUCCACAAUUUUCAGCACGAAAUUUGAGCCCAGAAACGUUUUUUUGCUGAAUUUUUUUGAAAAAAUCAAUUUCAGGUCAAAUUUUUCCCAAAUAAUGUUCUAGAUCCAAAUUUUGCGCUGAAAAUCAUGGAAAUCCGCAUUUUCAGCAAAUUUCAAAUAUUCCACAAUUUUUAGCACGAAAUUUGAGCCCAGAAACGUUUUUUGCUGAAUUUUUUGAAAAAAAAUCAAUUUCAGGUCAAAUUUUUCCCAAAUAAUGUUCUAGACCCAAAUUUUGCGCUGAAAAUCAUGGAAAACCGCAUUUUCAGCAAUUUUCAGAUAUUCCACAAUUUUCAGCACGAAAUUUGAGCCCAGAAACGUUUUUUGCUGAAUUUUUUUGAAAAAAAUCAAUUUCAGGUCAAAUUUUCCCCAAAUAAUGUUCUAGAUCCAAAUUUUGCGCUGAAAAUCAUGGAAAUCAUCAUUUUCAGCAAUUUUCAAGUAUUCCAUGAUUUUCAGCACGAAAUUUGAGCCCAGAAACGUUUUUUGCUGAAUUUUUUUGAAAAAAAUCAAUUUCAGGUCAAAUUUUUCCCAAAUAAUGUUCUAGACCCAAAUUUUGCGCUGAAAAUCAUGGAAAACCGCAUUUUCAGCAAUUUUCAGAUAUUCCACAAUUUUCAGCACGAAAUUUGAGCCCAGAAACGUUUUUUGCUGAAUUUUUUUGAAAAAAAAAUCAAUUUCAGGUCAAAUUUUCCCAAAAUAAUGUUCUAGACCCAAAUUUUGUGCUGAAAAUCAUGAAAAUCCGCAUUUUCAGCAAUUUUCAAGUAUUCCAUGAUUUUCAGCACAAAAUUUGGGUCUAGAAACAUAUUUUUAUCCCAUAGAAUCCCAGUUGAUCCAUUUUUUUGGAAUUUGUGGCACAAUUUUCUACAGUACCUUUUAGGGCUCAAAAUCGACGAAAAUUUCGAUUUUUAAGGGCUCCAGACCCAAAAAACCCUCCCAAAUCCAAAUUUUUCACUCUCAAACCCUGAAAAGCUCACUUUCAGCUUCACUCGCUCCUCUCUUCUCGCCAAAUCCCACAUUUUUUCCUCAAUUCUUCUUUUUCUUCAACAUUUUAUCGAUUAUUCGUUGAUGUUAGUCGCAAUGACUUAUAAUAUUCCAAUUGUUUUGUCACUUUUUGCCGGGCAUACUGUAGGAUAUUUCGUGGUGGGACCAAUGAUGAGUUUGGAGCAAGCGGAUAGUGUUGGUGGAUGUUGCUCUUAA